Lachancea thermotolerans CBS 6340 is the source of this 1791-nucleotide messenger RNA. RefSeq names its product amino acid permease. Gene Ontology annotation, biological process: amino acid transmembrane transport. Gene Ontology annotation, cellular component: membrane. The record is from RefSeq and is a predicted model, not a curated record. Gene Ontology annotation, molecular function: amino acid transmembrane transporter activity. Bases 1 to 1791 code for a protein of 596 amino acids. The transcript has a single exon. NCBI's taxonomy places the organism in Eukaryota, Fungi, Ascomycota, Saccharomycetes, Saccharomycetales, Saccharomycetaceae.
AUGUCCAAACAGCCCGCUGAUUCUGCCGGGAUUGGGUUGCAGGACCUCAAGUCCAACACUGGGUCUGAGAGCAUCGAGAAGGUAUCACUUCCAGCCAGUGACUAUCAAUACCACGAUGGCCAAGUGCUGAGUAGGUUUCAACGCCUGACUAACUCCUUCAAACGCGCAGGAGAGCACGGUCGCGGUGGUGAUGUGGACGCUGAGGGCCAACCGGUGGCGCCUCGCGAAACCAAACUCAAACAGACCAUCAGCUCGAGGCAUCUGUUCAUGAUCUCGCUCGGUACAGGUAUUGGUACUGGUAUGCUGGUUGGUAACGGUAAGGCACUACACAAUGGUGGCCCUGCGGGUCUCGCAAUCGGAUACGCUAUCAUGGGUAGCUGUAUCUACUGCAUCAUCCAAGCAGCCGGUGAAAUGGCUGUCAGCUAUAGCUCCCUAUCAGGUAAUUUCAAUGCCUAUCCUUCGAUGUUAAUAGAUCCUGCGUUGGGCUUUUCCGUUGCAUGGGUGUACUGUCUGCAGUGGUUGUGUGUCCUUCCUCUAGAACUUGUUACGGCUACAAUUACCAUCAAGUACUGGACCACGGCUGUUAACCCAGACGUAUUUGUGGUAAUAUUCUAUGUUCUGACUGUUUUGGUAAACCUCUUCGGCGCACGCGGCUACGCCGAAGCUGAAUUUUUCUUCAACACCUGCAAAGUUCUCAUGAUUACCGGUUUCUUCAUCUUGGGUAUCAUUGUCAACUGCGGUGGAGCGGGCAACGACGGGUACCUCGGGGGCAAGUACUGGCACGACCCUGGCGCUCUUUAUGGUACCAAACCCAUUCAUCACUUUAAGGGCAUCAUCGCCACCAUGGUCACUGCUGCGUUCGCUUUCGGUGCUACUGAGUUCAUUGCAUUAACCGCUGCCGAACAAGCCAACCCAAGACGCGCUAUUCCUUCCGCUGCGAAGAAAAUUGUCUACAGAGUUCUACUUAUUUUCCUAGCGCCUAUCAUUCUUCUUGGCUUUUUGGUGCCUUACAACUCCGAUGAGCUGAUGGGCUCCGGCGGGAGUGCUACACAUGCAUCGCCUUACGUUAUCGCGAUUGCUUCUCACGGAGUUAAAGUGGUUCCCCACUUCAUUAACGCUGUCAUUUUACUCUCUGUUCUCUCUGUGGGAAACUCUGCAUUUUACUCGAGCUCCCGUCUGCUGUUGUCGCUUUCAGAACAACAUUAUGCACCAUCGUGGCUCAAUUACAUUGACCGUGAGGGUAGACCCAUCAGAGCCAUGUUAGUUUCAUGUAUUUUCGGAUUGAUCGCCUUCGUGGCAGCAUCUCCUAAAGAAGAGACUGUGUUUACAUGGCUGUUGGCCAUUUCUGGUCUCUCUCAGCUUUUCACAUGGAUAUGCAUCUGCGUCUCGCAUAUCCGGUUUAGAAAGGCCCUUGUUGUUCAGGGCAAAUCUUUGGGCGAAUUGGGUUACAAAUCUCAGACCGGAGUUGUUGGCUCUUACUACGCUACCGUUAUUAUGGCAUGUGUUCUAACCGGCCAGUUCUGGGUUGCCAUUGCCCCUGUCGGAACUGACAAGUUGGAUGCCAACAACUUUUUCGAGAAUUACUUAGCUAUGCCAAUUCUCAUUGCACUCUAUUUUGGGUACAGGGUCUGGAAACGUGACUGGAAGUUAUACAUUCCGCUCGAGCAGAUCGAUCUGGUUUCUCAUAGAAAAGUGUUCGACGAAGACCUUCUCAAGCAGGAGGACGCCGAAUACGAGGAAUCGAUAAGAAACUCCGGCUGGCUAAGUAGAGUGGCGCACUUUUGGUGUUAG